AUGGCACAGACACUGUUGGUACCCCCAGGACCUGAAAGCUUCCGCCUUUUUACUAGAGAAUCCCUUGCUGCUAUCGAAAAGCGUGCUGCAGAAGAGAAAGCCAAGAAGCCCAAAAAAGAGCAAGACAAUGAUGAUGAGAACAAACCAAAGCCAAAUAGUGACUUGGAAGCUGGAAAGAACCUUCCAUUUAUUUAUGGAGACAUUCCUCCAGAGAUGGUGUCAGAGCCCCUGGAGGACCUGGACUCCUACUAUAUCAAUAAGAAAACUUUUAUAGUAUUGAAUAAAGGGAAGGCAAUUUUCCGGUUCAGUGCCACCUCUGCCUUGUAUAUUUUAACUCCGCUAAAUCCUGUUAGGAAAAUUGCUAUUAAGAUUUUGGUACAUUCUUUAUUCAGCAUGCUUAUCAUGUGCACUAUCUUGACCAACUGUGUAUUUAUGACCUUGAGUAACCCUCCAGACUGGACGAAGAAUGUAGAGUACACGUUCACUGGAAUCUAUACCUUUGAGUCCCUUAUAAAAAUCCUAGCAAGAGGUUUUUGCUUAGAAGAUUUUACAUUUCUUCGUGAUCCAUGGAACUGGCUGGAUUUCAGUGUCAUUGUGAUGGCAUAUGUGACAGAGUUUGUGGACCUGGGCAAUGUCUCAGCGUUGAGAACAUUCAGAGUUCUCCGAGCACUGAAAACAAUUUCAGUCAUUCCAGGAUUAAAGACCAUUGUGGGGGCCCUGAUCCAGUCGGUGAAGAAGCUUUCUGACGUCAUGAUCCUGACUGUGUUCUGUCUGAGCGUGUUUGCUCUAAUUGGGCUGCAGCUGUUUAUGGGAAACCUGAGGAAUAAAUGUUUGCAAUGGCCCCCAAGCGAUUCUGCUUUUGAAACCAAUACCACUUCCUACUUUAACAGCACAAUGGAUUCAAAUGGGACAUUUGUUAAUGUAACAACAAACACAUUUGACUGGAAGGAUUACAUUGGAGAUGACAGUCACUUUUAUGUUUUGGAUGGACAAAAUGAUCCUUUACUCUGUGGAAAUGGCUCUGAUGCAGGCCAGUGUCCAGAAGGAUACAUCUGUGUGAAAGCUGGUCGAAACCCCAACUAUGGUUACACAAGCUUUGACACCUUCAGCUGGGCUUUCUUGUCUCUGUUUCGACUCAUGACUCAGGACUAUUGGGAAAACCUUUAUCAGUUGACAUUACGUGCUGCUGGAAAAACAUACAUGAUAUUUUUUGUUCUAGUCAUUUUCUUGGGCUCUUUUUAUUUGGUGAAUUUGAUCCUGGCUGUGGUGGCCAUGGCUUAUGAGGAACAGAAUCAGGCCACCUUGGAAGAGGCAGAACAGAAAGAAGCUGAAUUUCAGCAGAUGCUUGAACAGCUUAAAAAGCAACAAGAAGAAGCUCAGGCGGUAGCAGCAGCCUCAGCAGCCUCAAGGGAUUUCAGUGGAAUAGGCGGCCUAGGAGAGCUCCUGGAAAGCUCCUCAGAGGCGUCAAAGUUAAGCUCCAAAAGUGCUAAGGAGUGGAGGAACCGAAGGAAGAAAAGAAGACAGAGGGAGCAUUUGGAAGGAAACAGCAAGGGAGAGGAAGACAGGUUUCCCAAAUCUGAAUCUGAAGACAGCGUCAAAAGAAGAAGCUUCCUUUUCUCUAUGGAUGGGAACCGACUGACUGGUGACAAGAAAUUCUGUUCCCCCCAUCAGUCUCUGUUGAGUAUCCGUGGAUCCUUGUUUUCCCCAAGACGCAACAGCAAAACGAGCAUUUUCAGCUUCAGAGGUCGGGCAAAGGAUGUGGGAUCUGAAAAUGACUUUGCUGAUGAUGAGCACAGCACCUUUGAAGACAGCGAGAGCAGGAGAGACUCACUGUUUGUGCCACACAGACAUGGAGAGCGACGCAACAGUAACGUUAGUCAGGCCAGUAUGUCAUCCAGGAUGGUGCCAGGGCUUCCAGCAAAUGGGAAGAUGCACAGCACUGUGGAUUGCAAUGGUGUGGUUUCCUUGGUGGGUGGACCGUCAGCUCUAACGUCACCUACUGGACAACUUCAGCCAGAGGUGAUAAUAGAUAAGCUAGCUACUACUGACGGCACCACCACUGAAACAGAUGUGAGAAAGCGAAGGCUAAGUUCUUACCAGAUUUCAAUGGAGAUGCUAGAGGAUUCCUCUGGAAGGCAAAGAGCCAUGAGCAUCGCCAGCAUCCUGACAAACACAAUGGAGGAACUUGAAGAAUCCAGACAGAAAUGUCCGCCAUGCUGGUAUAGAUUUGCCAAUGUGUUCUUGAUCUGGGACUGCUGUGAAGCAUGGUUAAAAGUAAAGCGUCUUGUGAAUUUAAUUGUUAUGGAUCCCUUUGUUGAUCUUGCCAUCACUAUUUGCAUCGUCUUAAAUACCCUCUUCAUGGCCAUGGAACAUUACCCCAUGACGGAUCAAUUCAGUAGUGUGCUGGCUGUGGGAAACCUGGUGUUCACUGGGAUCUUCACAGCAGAAAUGGUUCUCAAGAUUAUUGCCAUGGAUCCCUAUUAUUAUUUUCAAGAGGGCUGGAAUAUCUUUGAUGGAAUCAUUGUCAGUCUCAGUUUAAUGGAACUUGGUCUUGCCAAUGUGGAGGGAUUGUCUGUACUGCGAUCAUUCAGACUGCUCCGAGUUUUCAAGUUGGCAAAGUCCUGGCCCACACUAAAUAUGCUAAUUAAGAUCAUUGGCAAUUCCGUGGGGGCGCUGGGUAACCUCACCUUGGUAUUGGCCAUCAUUGUCUUCAUUUUUGCCGUCGUCGGCAUGCAGCUGUUUGGUAAGAGCUACAAGGAAUGUGUCUGCAAGAUUUCCAGUGACUGCAAACUCCCCCGCUGGCACAUGAAUGACUUCUUCCACUCCUUCCUGAUCGUGUUCCGUGUCCUAUGUGGAGAGUGGAUAGAGACCAUGUGGGACUGUAUGGAAGUUGCUGGUCAAACCAUGUGCCUUAUCGUUUUCAUGCUGGUCAUGGUCAUCGGAAACCUUGUGGUGUUGAAUCUCUUCCUGGCCUUAUUGUUGAGUUCCUUUAGUUCAGAUAAUCUUGCUGCUACUGAUGAUGAUAAUGAAAUGAACAAUCUCCAGAUUGCAGUAGGAAGAAUGCAAAAGGGAAUUGACUAUGUGAAAGAUAAGAUACAGGAGUGUUUCCGAAAAGCCUUUUUUAGGAAGUCAAAGGUUCUAGAAAUCCAUGAAGGCAACAAAAUAGACAGCUGCAUUUCCAAUAAUACUGGAAUUGAAAUAAGCAAAGAGCUUAAUUAUCUUAAAGAUGGAAAUGGAACCACCAGUGGUGUAGGCACUGGAAGUAGUGUUGAGAAGUAUGUAAUCGAUGAAAAUGAUUACAUGUCAUUCAUAAACAACCCCAGCCUCACUGUAACAGUGCCAAUUGCUGUUGGAGAAUCUGACUUUGAAAACUUAAAUACUGAAGAGUUCAGCAGUGAGUCAGAACUAGAAGAAAGCAAAGAGAAAUUAAAUGCAACUAGCUCAUCUGAAGGAAGCACAGUUGAUGUUGCUCCACCCCGGGAAGGUGAACAAGCUGAAAUUGAACCUGAGGAAGACCUUAAACCAGAGGCUUGUUUUACUGAAGGAUGUAUUAAAAAGUUUCCAUUCUGUCAAGUAAGUACAGAAGAAGGGAAGGGGAAGAUCUGGUGGAAUCUUCGGAAAACUUGCUACAGUAUUGUUGAACACAACUGGUUUGAGACUUUCAUUGUCUUCAUGAUCCUGCUCAGUAGUGGUGCUUUGGCUUUUGAAGAUAUAUAUAUUGAACAGCGAAAGACUAUCAAAACCAUGCUAGAAUAUGCUGACAAGGUCUUUACUUACAUAUUCAUUUUGGAAAUGCUUCUCAAAUGGGUAGCUUAUGGAUUUCAAACCUAUUUCACUAAUGCCUGGUGCUGGCUGGAUUUCUUGAUCGUUGAUGUUUCUUUGGUGAGUUUGGUAGCAAAUGCUCUUGGCUAUUCAGAACUUGGUGCCAUAAGAUCCCUACGAACACUAAGAGCUUUAAGACCUCUAAGAGCCUUAUCCCGGUUUGAAGGCAUGAGGGUGGUUGUGAAUGCUCUGGUGGGAGCAAUCCCCUCUAUCAUGAAUGUGCUGCUGGUUUGCCUCAUUUUCUGGCUGAUCUUUAGCAUCAUGGGUGUGAAUCUGUUUGCUGGCAAGUUCUACCACUGUGUCAACAUGACAACGGGCAACAUGUUUGAUGUCAGCGAAGUCAACAAUUGGAGUGAUUGUCAGGCUCUUGGCAAUCAAGCUCGCUGGAAAAACGUGAAAGUAAACUUUGAUAAUGUUGGCGCUGGUUAUCUUGCAUUGCUUCAAGUGGCCACUUUUAAAGGCUGGAUGGAUAUUAUGUAUGCAGCUGUUGAUUCCCGAGAUGUUAAACUUCAGCCUGUAUAUGAAGAAAAUCUGUAUAUGUAUUUAUACUUUGUCAUCUUUAUCAUCUUUGGGUCAUUCUUCACUCUGAAUCUAUUCAUUGGUGUCAUCAUAGAUAACUUCAAUCAGCAGAAAAAGAAGUUUGGAGGUCAAGACAUCUUUAUGACAGAGGAACAGAAAAAAUAUUACAAUGCAAUGAAGAAACUUGGUUCCAAGAAGCCUCAGAAACCCAUACCUCGGCCAGCAAACAAACUCCAGGGAAUGGUCUUUGAUUUUGUAACCAGACAAGUCUUUGAUAUCAGCAUCAUGAUCCUCAUCUGCCUCAAUAUGGUCACCAUGAUGGUGGAAACUGAUGACCAGAGCAAAUAUAUGACCCAGGUUUUGUCCUGGAUCAACCUCGUUUUCAUUGUCCUCUUUACUGGAGAAUUUGUACUGAAACUCGUCUCCCUCAGAUACUACUACUUCACCAUAGGCUGGAACAUCUUUGAUUUUGUGGUUGUGAUUCUUUCCAUUGUAGGUAUGUUUCUGGCUGAGAUGAUAGAAAAAUAUUUUGUGUCCCCUACCCUGUUCCGUGUGAUCCGUCUGGCCAGGAUUGGCCGAAUCCUUCGUCUGAUCAAAGGAGCAAAGGGGAUCCGCACACUGCUCUUUGCUUUGAUGAUGUCCCUUCCUGCAUUGUUUAACAUCGGCCUCCUGCUCUUCCUGGUCAUGUUCAUCUACGCCAUUUUUGGGAUGUCCAACUUUGCCUAUGUUAAAAAGGAAGCUGGAAUUGAUGACAUGUUCAACUUUGAGACUUUUGGCAACAGCAUGAUCUGCCUGUUCCAGAUCACCACCUCUGCUGGGUGGGAUGGAUUGUUAGCACCUAUUCUCAAUAGUGCACCACCCGACUGUGACCCCGAUACAAUUCAUCCUGGAAGCUCAGUUAAGGGAGACUGCGGGAACCCAUCUGUUGGGAUUUUCUUUUUCGUCAGUUACAUCAUCAUCUCCUUCCUGGUGGUAGUGAACAUGUACAUCGCUGUCAUCCUGGAGAACUUCAGUGUUGCUACCGAGGAAAGUGCAGAGCCCCUGAGUGAGGAUGACUUUGAGAUGUUCUACGAGGUUUGGGAGAAGUUCGACCCCGAUGCAACCCAGUUCAUAGAGUUCUCCAAGCUCUCUGAUUUUGCUGCUGCCCUGGACCCACCUCUUCUCAUAGCAAAACCAAACAAAGUACAGCUUAUUGCUAUGGACCUGCCCAUGGUCAGUGGUGACCGGAUCCAUUGCCUUGACAUUUUGUUUGCUUUCACAAAGCGUGUUCUGGGUGAGAGUGGAGAGAUGGAUGCUCUUAGAAUACAGAUGGAGGACCGGUUCAUGGCAUCGAACCCCUCCAAAGUCUCUUAUGAGCCCAUUACCACCACUUUGAAGCGCAAACAAGAGGAGGUAUCUGCUGCUAUCAUCCAGCGUAAUUACAGAUGCUAUCUCUUAAAGCAAAGGUUAAAAAAGAUAUCAAGUAAAUAUGACAAAGAGGCAAUCAAAGGGAGGAUUGACUUACCCAUAAAGGAAGACAUGAUUAUUGACAAAUUAAAUGGGAACUCCACUCCAGAAAAAACAGAUGGGAGUUCCUCUACCACCUCUCCUCCUUCCUAUGAUAGUGUCACAAAACCAGACAAAGAAAAGUUUGAGAAAGACAAAACAGAAAAAGAAAGCAAAGGAAAAGAGGUUAGAGAAAAUCAAAAGUAA
Lepus europaeus (European hare) is the source of this 6033-nucleotide messenger RNA. Its product is annotated as sodium channel protein type 3 subunit alpha. Gene Ontology annotation, molecular function: protein binding; voltage-gated sodium channel activity. The record is from RefSeq and is a predicted model, not a curated record. The transcript has 26 exons. NCBI's taxonomy places the organism in Eukaryota, Metazoa, Chordata, Mammalia, Lagomorpha, Leporidae. Gene Ontology annotation, biological process: membrane depolarization during action potential; neuronal action potential; sodium ion transmembrane transport. Gene Ontology annotation, cellular component: voltage-gated sodium channel complex; axon; plasma membrane. Bases 1 to 6033 code for a protein of 2010 amino acids.